AUGCUCUUGUGGUGGUUUUGGCUAAUUUGUGUGUUUGCCGAUAGGAACACGCUUCAUGAGAAAUCACUUCAAAGCUUUGAUAAUAUUAUCCAAAUAACAAAUGGUGAUUUUUCAGACUUUUCUGGUCCUCGAGAUUACUUUUCUUUGGUGGUGUUCACGUCAACUGAUCCUGCUCAUGGUUGCCGCUACUGUAUGGGCGAUUUGCCUCGGUUGAUUGGCGAAACCGCUUCACUUUGGAAAAGACAAAACCUCGAUGACAAGCUGUUGUUUUUUACCGUCGUCGACUUGGCCGAUGCUUCCAAUUUCGAACUUAUCGAGGCCAUGGGAAUGAAGGACGUACCACAUGUUUGGCUAUUUCGUCCCAGUGAUCCCGAUAGCAUCACCCAUAAUAAUGAUAAUUAUGGUAUGCUUCGUGAAGAACAUAUUGAAUUCAGGCCAACGGUUUCGGGUCAUCAUGGUCAACUCGAAUUAAUGAACCGAUUCCUCACUCAGUUCACGGGGAAGAGCCUUAAGGUACAACAAUCGUUUGAUUCCUCGAAGUUCUUGAAAGUCUUUCUAGUUACUUUCGUUCCUAUAAUAAUCAUCAAGAAGUUUGGGGCUAAGUCUUUUCCAGCAGCAAAAAGGAAACACGGCUGGUUGUUGUUUCUGCUUUUGUUUUCUUUAGUGAGUCUAAGUGGGUACCAAUUUACGAUGCAACGUGGUGCUCCUUUUGUUGCCUACAAUGAGAACGGCGUGAUAGUGAUAAGCGGGGGUCAGCAUUACCAAUUUGGUGCAGAAAUUAUUAUCAUCACAGCCUUAUAUGCUGCUUUAGCCGCAUCCCUUAUUGCAUUGAUAUGGCUCGGUAGCUAUAAGGCAACACCUGAUAGUACUUUAUCCACUGAAACUGCAAAAUCAUUAGCGAUAAUCAUCACAGCCAUUACUGCAUUUUUGUUGUAUUCAUUGUUGACCAGCAUUAUCCUCCGAAAAGACCAUGCCUAUCCCUACGGAUUAAUUAAGCUCAUAUGA
This is a messenger RNA of Diutina rugosa, 1005 nucleotides long. RefSeq names its product dolichyl-diphosphooligosaccharide--protein glycotransferase. NCBI's taxonomy places the organism in Eukaryota, Fungi, Ascomycota, Pichiomycetes, Serinales, Debaryomycetaceae. The record is from RefSeq and is a predicted model, not a curated record. The transcript has a single exon. Gene Ontology annotation, cellular component: oligosaccharyltransferase complex. Bases 1 to 1005 code for a protein of 334 amino acids.